GGAAAGUUUUCCACUUUUGACAGCUUAUAAAGUAAUUUUUUUUAGCACGUCGUCUUAGAAUUUAUUUAAUAAGUUGCGAAUAUUAUAGAAAAUACAUUUCUAAAUUGAAAAAUUCAUAGCUAAAGAUAGAAAAUGGAUGGACCGCCACCUCCAAGAGAUGUUAGUCUACGUAACAUAAUUGAUAAACUGGCCGAGUUUGUGGCACGAAAUGGACCAGAGUUUGAAAUGAUCACAAAACAAAAACAACAGAAUAAUCCAAAAUUUGAGUUUCUCUAUGGUGGAGAACAUGCGGCAUACUAUCAGUAUAGAGUUGCAGGCGAGCAAGCAUACUUAAAACAACAAUCCUCAGGUGUUUCUACAACACAAACACCACACUUUACACAAGGACCGCCACCGAAUAUGAUGCAUCAUACCAGUGGUCAAAUGCCACCAAUCAGUCAAAAUGACGCAAAUAACUCAUUUACACUUAGUCAACCGCCACCCAACCUUCAAUUAUGGAAUACAAAUGCAUCAUCUCUUAGCACCACCACCAAUAAUACAUUGACCUCGCAGUCAUCAUCGAAUGGCAAUAGUCAAUCUGUGGCCAAUAAUUAUACAGCACAAAUAGAGGCACUGAAUAUGCAGCAAAAUACAUUGCGCGAGCAAAUACGCCAAUCAGAAUCGAACUUAACAGCACAACAUACGGCACUGAUGGCACAACAAAAAACCCAAAUCGAAGAAGCUAUAGAGGCUGCACAAAAUUCACAACUAGAAACUAAAGCUGAAGAACUAAACAUUUCAUUGAGUGAAUUCGAUAGUAUUCUACAGCCCAUAAUUGAUGCCUGCACCAAGGACAGUAUUUCACAAGGCAAAAACUGGAUAUUACAGCACUCAACCGACAGCGCUAAAAACAAUGUCGUUUUACAAUAUCUUUUAAAAAAGGCUUUGGUCGAUGGUACAACAUUUCAACAGAAAUUACAUCUUAUUUAUUUAAUUAAUGAUAUUCUCCACCAUUGUGUUCGAAAAAAUGCGAAUGAUUUGAAAAACAGCCUGGAAAAUGUUGUUAUACCCAUGUUUUGCAGUGCAGAUUUAAUUGCUUCUACUGAGCAAAGAACCAAACUAACAAAACUGUUAUCGUUAUGGGAAUCAAAAGCGAAAUUUUUUGAUGCAUGCGUUAUUUCGAAAUUACAGUCGCCAGAUUCUUCAAUGCAUGAAUAUAAAACAAAUUUACAAAAUUUACAUCAUGAAGUUACCGCUAAAUUCACGCAGGCAGUUAAGGCGCAGUUAGAUAACUAUCAAAAGCAACAUAAAAUCUUUAUACAACAUGCCACUCAACAAAUUACCCAGUUGGAACAACAAAAACAACAAUUGGAACAGCAAAUGUUGGCUGCAGUCUUGCCAAAUACCUCGAUAAUGCCACCGACAACAGUUGGCCAACAGCAGCAUCAACAACAAUCCCAACAGCAGCAGCAAGUACCACAGCAACUUAUUAAGAAUAUACCCUCUCUAAUGGCUCAAAAAGUGGCCAUGCCUGUAAUGGAUGAUAAUGAUCAUCAUUAUGGCAAUCAGCAGGGACAACAGCAAAACAACAAAAAUUUCUUUAUACCCGAUUUGUCGAAACCUCCACCUGGUUUUAUGAGUGGUGGUAAUGCCAACAUUGCUCCUGUUACUCAAAUUUCUGCUUUAAUGCAGCAACCAUCAUUUGCCCAAAUGAAUAGUAACAUUCCAGUAAAUCAAAAUCUUAAUAAUCCUCCACCGAAUUUAAUAGCGUCUGGAGAUUUGUUAAACAAUGUCAAUAAUUUAAAUGUUGAUUUGUUAAAUGUCAGUGCCGCUUUACAAUUGGUUCAUCAACAGCAGCAGCAACAACUUUUGGCAUAUGAUCAACAAUCGAAACUGUCAUCUGCUGGCAUUAUGGACAAUGAAGAAGAGUGUAUUCCACCACCACCCAGUCUGCUAAUGGAGCCAGAACCAGAGCAAAUACCAUCUGCAGCCUAUUACGAUUUGCCUGCUGGUCUAAUGGUGCCUUUAAUUAGGCUCGAGGAUUAUCGUUAUAAAUCUUUGGAUCCUGUUGACAUACGUCUGCCGCCACCAGCACCACAAAAUGAACGUUUAACUAAUGCUUUGGCAGCAUUCUAUGCUCUUCCCACACACGAUAGGCCGAGAGAUAAUGAGGGUUGGGAAAAACUUGGCCUGUAUGAAUACUACAAAGUUAAAAAUGCGGCUAGAAAACAAAAAGAAGAAGAAAUUAAAGAUGGUGUGCGUGAAAGGUCUCGAUCUCCUUCCCCUAUUAUUAUGGCAAAACCUGUGCCUAAGAAAGUCAACAAAAGGUGUUAUCGAUCGAAAAGCCGCAGUCGUUCUCGUUCGCCUUAUAAAUCAAAAUCACGUUCACGAUCUCAGUCUCCUCUACCACAACGAUCACAAACUAAUCGCGGUGGUGGCGGAGGAGGUGUUGGUAACGAUAGAGGACGCAACAAUCGCUACAAUAGACAAAGAAGUCGUUCACCCCGACGAUCACCGGCACGUGAUAGGGAAAGAGAACGUGAUCGCGACAGAGAAAGAGACAAUAAUGAUAAUAAUCGUUCAAACGAACGCAUCACAAGAAGGGAACGUGAACGUUCUGUAACACCACCUAGUUUCUUUGGCAAUAGUUUCGCAAAGCCAAACGAAUUCAUUGAAGAGUCCAACAAAGGACAUCAAAUGCUAAUGAAAAUGGGUUGGGCAGGCACUGGUACCGGUUUGGGUACUAAAAAUCAAGGAAUUGAUCAACCCAUUUCAGCUGGCGAUGUAAGGGAUCGCAAAGAUAUGUAUAAAGGAGUUGGCGUUAAUAUGAAUGAUCCCUUUGAGAAUUUUAGGAAAAAUAAAGGUGCUGCUUUUGUGCACCGUAUGCGUGCACGCGAUGAAAAAAGUUAAAUAAAGACAUUGUUUUAAUAAAGGAAAUUAGGUAUUCGUUUUUUUCUUUUUUCUUAAACAUUUAUUUUUUGUAAAAAUAAAAAAAUUAAUUUCAAGUUUUAAUAAAGAAUAUAAUUACCAUAAAA
Messenger RNA from Calliphora vicina (urban bluebottle blowfly), 3014 nucleotides. It is a transcript of the gene scaf6, whose product is annotated as calcium homeostasis endoplasmic reticulum protein. NCBI's taxonomy places the organism in Eukaryota, Metazoa, Arthropoda, Insecta, Diptera, Calliphoridae. Gene Ontology annotation, molecular function: RNA binding. The transcript is spliced from 13 exons. Gene Ontology annotation, cellular component: perinuclear region of cytoplasm. Gene Ontology annotation, biological process: RNA processing; intracellular calcium ion homeostasis. The record is from RefSeq and is a predicted model, not a curated record. Bases 133 to 2889 code for a protein of 918 amino acids.